GGGGAGGAGAUCGAUGCUGGGGAGGAGGAGGGUUGAUGAAAUAACCAGUGUGGGCUCGGUGCGGCUCCGAUGUAGACGGGCUUUUCCCGUGCAGGGGAAUUGCCAAUCAAAGCCAGCUCGGCGACGAGAAGAGAGACUGCCCCGCUACAGAGAGAGAGAGAGAAGGGAAAUCAGCAUGGCCACGAUAACGUCCACUCGGUUCAGCGAGGAAUAUCAGAUGUACGAGGAGCUGGGAAAAGGAGCCUUCUCGAUUGUCAAGCGCUGUGUGAAGACUUUGACAGGACAGGAAUAUGCGGCGAAGAUUAUCAACACCAAGAAGCUGUCAGCUCGGGAUCACCAGAAGCUGGAGAGAGAAGCUCGGAUAUGCCGUUCCCUCAAGCACCCUAAUAUCGUGAGACUACAUGACAGUAUAUCUGAAGAGGGACAUCACUACCUGAUAUUUGAUUUAAUAACAGGAGGAGAGCUCUUUGAAGACAUUGUGGCUCGGGAAUACUACAGCGAGGCUGAUGCCAGUCACUGUAUCCAGCAGAUCCUCGAGGCGGUCCUUCACUGUCAUCAGAUGGGCAUUGUGCAUCGAGAUCUCAAGCCGGAAAACUUGCUGCUGGCAUCCAAGAACAAAGGGGCUGCCGUGAAGCUGGCUGACUUUGGCCUUGCCAUAGAAGUUGAAGGGGAGCAACAGGCUUGGUUUGGUUUUGCCGGCACUCCAGGGUAUCUCUCUCCCGAGGUCUUGAGAAAGGAUCCCUAUGCUAAACCUGUGGACCUGUGGGCUUGUGGUGUCAUUCUCUACAUCCUCCUGGUUGGUUACCCUCCAUUCUGGGAUGAGGACCAGCACAGACUCUACCAGCAGAUCAAAGCUGGGGCCUACGAUUUCCCGUCUCCAGAGUGGGACACUGUGACACCUGAGGCCAAAGAUCUCAUCAACAAGAUGUUGACGAUUAACCCUGCCAAACGCAUCACUGCAGCGGAGGCCCUUAAACAUCCCUGGAUCUCGCACCGGGCCACAGUGGCCUCUUGCAUGCACCGGCAAGAGACGGUCGACUGCUUAAAGAAGUUCAACGCUCGGAGGAAGCUGAAGGGUGCGAUACUCACUACUAUGCUAGCUACACGCAACUUCUCAGGCGGGAAGAAUUCAGGAAACAGGAAAGCUGAUGGAGUGAAGGAGUCCUUGGAGAGUACCAACACUACGAUCGAAGAUGAGGAUACCAGAGUCCGCAAACAGGAGAUCAUCAAAGCCACCGAGCAGCUGAUCGAAGCAAUCAGCAACGGAGAUUUCGAGGCUUACACAAAAAUGUGUGACCCUGGGGUGACUGCGUUUGAACCCGAGGCACUGGGAAACUUGGUGGAGGGACUCGAUUUUCAUAGAUUCUACUUCGAGAAUCUCUGGUGCAAGAACAACAAACCAAUCCACACCACCAUCUUGAACCCCCACAUCCACCUGAUCGGGGAGGAGGCCGCUUGCAUCGCCUACAUCCGCAUCACCCAGUACAUCGACGGCAACGGCAUCCCGCGUACUGCACAGUCCGAGGAGACCCGGAUCUGGCACCGCCGCGACGGCAAAUGGCAGAUUGUCCAUUUCCAUCGAUCUGGAGCUUCGUCCGCUCUGGCUUACUGAAAUCUCGCCACCCCGUCUCAUGCUGCUAUCCGUGACUGACCUGCACGCCAGUACGAUAUCUCCCUGUCACCUCCCCGCUGGACUCUUGCUUCCCCUGGGGGAGAGGUGGAUUGCUUGGUGGAAUCACAGCUGAGUGGGACGAGUCCCCUCUCUCGCAACCCCGCGUUUAGCAGAGAGAGUGAUGAAUUUCAUAUCACACCAUCUUUUUUUGUACCCUGAAAGGCAAUAUUUGUCGUAAAGGCAUGUUUACAGUGAUACCUAUCAUUCAAAUCUGUUUACAGUGGAAGUGUAUUUUUAAAUUGUGAUAAUCCAGUGAUGAUUUUCUGACUUGCCUGAGAUGCAUGUUUUUAAUCUAUAAUGCUAGUUGCAAAAAUUAACUCUAGCCUUUGCAAUUAAAGCAUUGACUUGGGAAGGGGGAAUUAAUGAUUUCUAGGGUUCAGUCGUAGAGAAUACACGGGAUGAAAGACCUAUCAUCUCAAUAAGGCAGCAUCAGUUAGUAACACUGAGGGAUUCAACCAACGUUUCCUGGGAUUGGACCUUCUCCCGAUCCCUUCCUUCACACCUCAGCCGCGACUGAAACGGUUGAAAGUGCUUUCUUUUUCGAGAUCAGUCCAAGGUCUCAGGAGGGAAAUGGGAACUGGUUUCCAGUUUUUUAAAGGAGGGCUCUCUUGUAAUCCCCGCGAGACCUCACUUUUACUUGGAGAGCAAUGAUUUUCAACGCAGUUUGUACGUUUGCAAAUUGUAGAUCUUCCAAAUGAGCUUCCUCUGAUGGUUCUGACAUCAGUUUGACAUGCCUCUCCCCCACCCCAAAGAAACAGGGCUGAGUAUCCCCUCUUCCCCUCUCCAGGGGAUGUCCAGUCUAGAGCAAAGUUUCAGUCUCCUCACAGUUUGUUCCUGCUGUGGGCCCUGAUGUAUUGGGAAUCAAGUGUUACCAAUUUAAAUUGGUGUCAGUUCAGUGUUUUUGGAGAACAGGCAAGGAACUAAGACCCGGUUUAACUAGGACGCAGCAUCCAAAAGCAACUAGGCUUCAGCAGCUCUGGCAAAUUGGCCUCUUUCAGUGAAUCGGAGUUUCUAUUCCACUCCAGAACACACCCAUCCCCACAUGGCCAAUGGAUUUCCCUACUAACUCUCACCCUCACCCUCUCCCUCACCCCGUUGGUUGCUCAAAGUCAGAGGACAAGAGGAAGACACACCAACUCUUUGACUCUGUUUCCCAGGGCCCUACUGCCUUUUGGUAAAUUGCCACAUGUGCCAAGGUACAGUGGAUAACUUUGUUUUGCAUGUCAUCUGUACAGAUCAUUCCGUUGCAUCAGUGCAUUCAGGUAAAACAGUUACAGAACGCAGAGUAAAGUGCUACAGGUACAGAGAGAGUGCAGUACAGGCAGACAAUACCAGUAUCUCUUCUGAGGGUUCCUGUUGUAUCUGCUCCCAAUAUCUUUUCUGGUAUGUACAAUUGUUCUUCCCCACUCCCCUAGGGAGAGGGCCCAAGUUCUGUAGCCCUUAGCAACCAGACCCUUGACCAUUAGCAACCAUCCAUGGCUCUUAGCAACCAGUCUCAUGGCCUUCACCAACCAGUCACACAAUCCUUAGAACCAUCUCAUGAUCAGUCUCAUAUUCCUUAGCAACCAGACCCUUGACCAACUGCAACCAUCCCAAGGCCCUUAGCAACUUGUCCCUUGACCCUUAGCUACAAUCCCAUGCCCUUAGCAGUUAGUUACUAACCAACAUCUUGACCUUUAGCAUCCAUUCCAUAGCCACAGGUAACCAGUCCCCUGACCAUUAUCAACCACUAAAUGAUCCGAAGCAAUCAAUCUCGUAUCCCUUAGCAACCAGACCCUUGACCAAUAGCAAACAUCCCAUGACCCUUAGCAACCAGUUCCUAAACCCUUAGCUACAAUCCCAAAGUGCUAAAUAAACAAUCCUGUUGAAACCAGUCUGUCCCACAACCCCAAACAGUCAACUUCUUGUCCUGCACACUGCCUGGGGAUAACACCCCCCACCCCCGGGCGAUCAACGAAUGUAACUGUAAAGAUUCAAAGUCUUCUUGUUCCCUUCUUCUGUUGAGCUGUGAGGCCAUUUUGCUCUUAAGCCUGUGGUAGAGGAACACGAAGAGGCCAUUUUGUUACACGAGAGCCUAGCCUCCCAUUCAGUCAGGAAUGCCGUGCUUUGGUGAGGGAGGGGUACAGAUGGGUUAUUUGCUGUUCUUUUUUUUAACCACUUUAGGAGAAACAUUCCCACCUCAUCAUCUUUUGCUUGCUUCUGCCCAGGAAAAAGACAGCUCACGCACUAUUUUUUAGCGCUUGUGUUAGCUCAGCAAGCCUAUGCAUUGGGCUCCGUGCACUGCAGACAGCUGCUUUUGUACCUCUGUAUUGUAUCGUAAAUCAAAUCAAUGCCUCAACAUUUUCGUAAGUGACUUCAAUGUAAACUCUUGUGACACUGAAGAAAUUAAUUGCACAAAGCUUGCAUCUUUGAAAUAUGGUACGACUCAAACGUAAGGUGAUUGUGGAUACGUUGAUUGGUGUCUCGCGAAUAAAGAGGUUUUAUCACUUUGUCUUGAA
Molecule: messenger RNA, 4170 nt
Organism: Hypanus sabinus (Atlantic stingray)
Lineage: Eukaryota; Metazoa; Chordata; Chondrichthyes; Myliobatiformes; Dasyatidae
Product: calcium/calmodulin-dependent protein kinase type II subunit alpha
Exons: 18
Coding region: 14-1612 (532 amino acids)
Biological process (GO): protein phosphorylation
Cellular component (GO): cytoplasm; neuron projection
Molecular function (GO): calcium/calmodulin-dependent protein kinase activity; calmodulin binding; ATP binding
Source: RefSeq, a predicted model, not a curated record